Ostreococcus lucimarinus CCE9901 is the source of this 1933-nucleotide messenger RNA. RefSeq lists its product with no specific name. Gene Ontology annotation, biological process: pyruvate metabolic process; malate metabolic process. Gene Ontology annotation, cellular component: mitochondrion. The record is from RefSeq and is a predicted model, not a curated record. Lineage: Eukaryota; Viridiplantae; Chlorophyta; Mamiellophyceae; Mamiellales; Bathycoccaceae. The coding region runs from base 213 to 1862 and encodes 549 amino acids. The transcript has a single exon. Gene Ontology annotation, molecular function: malate dehydrogenase (decarboxylating) (NAD+) activity; NAD binding.
CGAGCGCGCGAACGGUGUCUGCUCGUACGCACCUCGCGCGGCGGCGACGAGUACCAUACGAAACAAAAAAACAGACACCCCACUGGUUUCGUACGCCUGGACGCGCCGUACAUCCGUUCAAACGCGUGCUCUCGUCGUCAACGGCAUCUAACGAUUGCGCCCGACCGAAUCGACGUUUCAUCAGGAUUCUGCGCGAGGCGAGUAAGGGAGCGAUGGACAAUAUAGAUAACGUGCGCGGUACGGCGGUGUUGGACUCACCGUCACUGAAUAAAGGCACGGGAUUCACAUUUACGCAGCGUGAGCGUCUGGGCUUGCGCGGUUUGCUUCCGCGCAAGUACGAAACCGUCGAGAUUCAGGUGAAACGCGCGUGGACGCAGUUGUGCGCGUUCGAGGAAGAUAUGAACAGGUAUAUCUUUCUCGAAAAUUUGCACAUGCAGAACGAGCGGUUGUUCUAUCGCGUACUCGUGGAACAUCUCGAAGACUUGAUGCCGAUCGUGUACACGCCCACCGUCGGCGAGGCGUGCAUCAACUUUGACGCACUCUACCGUAAUCGCUGCGGAAUGUAUUUUAGUCGGUUAGAUUCCGGCGUGAUGCGACGGAUGCUUGAUAAUUGGCCUUCUCCCGAGACCGAAAUCAUCGUCGUCACGGAUGGAGGCCGAGUGCUCGGUCUCGGCGAUUUGGGCACAAAUGGGAUGGCCAUCUCGGUUGGAAAAGUGAGUCUCUACGUUGCGAGUGGAGGCUUCGAUCCGGCGAAGUCGAUGCCGGUUUGCUUGGAUUUGGGCACAAGCAACGUCGCUCUGCGCGCGCACGACUUCUAUCUGGGUGCGGAUGAACCCCGCCUUACGGGUGACGCGCAUCUCGCCGUGGUGACAGAAUUUUGUCUCGCCGUAAAAGAUAAAUGGCCGAAUUGUCUGAUUCAGUUUGAGGAUUUCAAAACUGAAGACGCGUUUAGGAUUCUCGAUCACAUGCGCCAUAAGGUUUUAUGCUUCAAUGACGACAUACAAGGAACCGGGGCGACCAUUUUAGCAGGCCUCAUCAACGCGCUUCGAGCGCAAGGAACGCCGACAAAAGACGCGCGAAUAAUAUUUUUCGGCGCGGGUUCGUCGGCCAUCGGAGUGUCGACGCAGAUCAUACAGCUACUGAUGAGCGAGGGGUUGAGCGAGGAGGACGCGCGGCAGUCGAUUUAUCUAAUGGACUCUAAAGGUUUAAUCACUGACCAACGCGAGGAUUUCGCAGGACUCUCGGAUCAAAAGAAGCAGUUCGCGCAAGUCGGUGUCGAACCUUGCGACGACUUGGGCGCUCUGAUUCAACGCGUAAAGCCGCAUGCAUUGUUUGGGUUGUCUGGUUUUGGUCCUGUGUUUACGCGGGAACACAUCGAAAUGCUGUGCGACCACAUCGGCAAGCCCAUCGUGUUUCCGCUCUCCAACCCGACAAGUAAGGCGGAAAUCACCGCGCUUGACGCGUACACUUGGUCCAAGGGAAAGUGCUUAUUUGCUGCGGGAUCGCCGUUCGAUCCAGUCGUGAUCGAUGGUAAGACGUACACGCCUGGUCAAGGGAACAAUAUGUUCAUCUUUCCCGGCGUCGGCUUCGCCGCCGUGAGCAUUCAAGCAGAAUACGUUCCGGAUUCCUUCUUUCUUUGUGCCGCGCGCGCGCUCGCCGCUAUUGUCCCCGAUGAGGACGUUCGCUCUGGCACCAUUUAUCCUUCUGUUUCUAUAAUCCGUGACAUCUCUCGUCAAGUCGCCGUGGCCGUGGCGAAUCACGCGUACGACGUCGGCGUGGCCAAGCUCUAUCCGCGACCGGGCGACAUGAACGCAUUCAUCGCCGAGCGCAUGUACUUCCCCAUGAACGACGGCGCGGUCUGAGCGUGUCAACAUCGCGUGAUUUCUGACGCCGCGAUCGCGCGCCGUUGCGAAAGCAGCCCGUUCUCUUGUAA